Molecule: messenger RNA, 735 nt
Organism: Yarrowia lipolytica CLIB122
Lineage: Eukaryota; Fungi; Ascomycota; Dipodascomycetes; Dipodascales
Biological process (GO): cytosolic ribosome assembly; ribosome biogenesis
Source: RefSeq, a predicted model, not a curated record
AUGGCCGGAAUUCAGCAACCAUCCGGACAGAUCAAACUGACCAACGUGGCUCUUGUGCGACUCAAGAAGGGCCGAAAGCGAUUCGAGAUCGCUUGUUACCAAAACAAGGUCCAGGACUGGCGUAAGGGAGUGGAAACCGACCUUGAUGAGGUUCUUCAGAUCCCUCAAGUCUUUGUCAAUGUCGGUAAGGGACAAACUGCGCCUCGAGACGACAUGAAGGCCGCCUUUGGACAUACUGACCAGGACAAGAUCAUUCUGGAGAUUCUCAAUACCGGAGAACUCCAGCUUGGAGAGAAGGAGCGACAGCAGCAGAGCAACCAGCUGCAAACGGAGAUCAUCCAGCUUGUGUCGCAAAAAUGUGUCAACUCCAAGACCAAGCGACCUUAUACUGCAACCAUGAUUGAGAAGGCUCUGAUUGGAGAGCUCAAGUUCAACAUUGUGCCCAAGAAAUCCGCCAAGAUCCAGGCCAUGGAUGCCAUCAAGCUGCUGGUGGAGAAGCAGAUCAUUCCCAUUGCUCGAGCUCGUAUGCGAAUUCGAGUGACUGGCGAUGUCAAGAAGCUGGGGCUAGGAGAGAAGCUCAAGACCGAUAUGGGAGCCACAGUCGAGGAGGAGACCCACGACGAGCUGGUCUGCUCCAUUGAUCCUGGUCAGUUCCGACCCGUGAACGAGUUUGUUUUGGCUGAGGUCAAGGGCAAGUGCAAGGUCGAGGUCAUGGAGGUUGCUGUUCAGAAUUAG